Penicillium oxalicum is the source of this 1386-nucleotide messenger RNA. It is a transcript of the gene trm5, whose product is annotated as tRNA (guanine) methyltransferase. The record is from RefSeq and is a predicted model, not a curated record. The transcript has 4 exons. The coding region runs from base 1 to 1386 and encodes 461 amino acids. NCBI's taxonomy places the organism in Eukaryota, Fungi, Ascomycota, Eurotiomycetes, Eurotiales, Aspergillaceae. Gene Ontology annotation, biological process: mitochondrial tRNA methylation; tRNA N1-guanine methylation. Gene Ontology annotation, cellular component: mitochondrial matrix; cytoplasm.
AUGUUUCGCCCCCCCGUCAACCGGGCGAUGAAAACGCUCGAUCGGUCCUUUUUCCGCAAAACUGUGCCCCUCGCUGCCGCCAAGAUCUUCGAAAAGUCGCAAAUCUCAAGCGUGCGUCAAGCGCUCGGCAAAAACCACGAUCUCCUAGCUCUUCCCCGACUCAACGUCAUUCGCGAGUUCAAGGAGCAGGAUGGUGCUAUCCGCAAAGGCCUCCUGCUACGAGAAGACAUCAAGGUGGAUGACAAGGCAACUUGGUCGCCGGUCAUCAAUGAGCUCGUGCAGAAAGGGACUGUCGCAGUGACGCCCUACGACCUGGAACUGGAUUAUGACUACUGGAGCUACGCUGAAAUCGCUAGUUCGAUUCUUCCGGAGGAGAUGGAAGAGGUGCCUCAAGGAUUCACGCAAGUGGGGCAUGUCUUACACCUGAACCUCCGAGAACACUGGCUCCCGUAUAAACAUAUCAUUGCAGAGGUCCUGAAGGACAAGAAUCCUACAAUCCGCACGGUCAUUAACAAAACCGAAGAUGUUGGCUCGCACAGCCAGUUCCGCACAUUCCCUUUCGAGCUGCUCGCGGGUGAUGCCGACAUGAAUGUGAUCCAGCACGAGCAAGAUUGCGAAUUCAGAUUUGAUUACUCUCGGGUAUACUGGAACAGUCGCCUGGAGACCGAGCAUCGUCGUCUGGUAGACACCUUCGGAGCCGGUCAAAUGGUUUGCGAUGUGAUGGCUGGAGUUGGACCCUUUGCCGUCCCGGCGGGCCGGAAGCGCAUUUUUGUCUGGGCCAACGAUUUGAACCCCCACGGCUAUGAGGUGAUGCAGGAUGCAACUGUACGCAACAAAGUGCAGGAUUUUGUUACACCAUUUAAUCAAGAUGGACGCGAUUUCAUCCGUUUCGCGGCCAAGGCACUCCUCGAGAGUGAACCGGUCACUGUCACGAUCAAAUCAAAGGCCCGGAGAGAGAAGAAGGGCAAAGCAAACGACGGCAAGCCUAUUGAGCAGCCACCGGAUCAGAUUUAUACCCGUCCCCGUUUUGUUGACCACUACGUGAUGAAUCUGCCAGCGACCGCCAUCGAGUUCUUGGAUGCUUUCCAGGGCCUGUACACUGGCAAAGAAGAGCUUUUUGCACCCCACACCAAGCAGACCCUUCCCAUGAUCCACGUCUACUGCUUCUCCGGCAACUCUGACAACGAGGUGGAUGAUCACAAGGACGUUUGCGAGCGUGUGUCGGAGCGCAUUGGGUUUACCAUCACACCGGAAGACCGAGUCGGUGGGUCUGGUGAUCAAUCCAUUGAACUGAACAUUCACAACGUGCGCCUGGUCAGUCCCAAAAAGCAAAUGUUCUGCGCAAGCUUCCGCCUGCCACCAGAGGUUGCAUUCCGGAAGGUUUAG